Molecule: messenger RNA, 1045 nt
Organism: Cucumis sativus (cucumber)
Lineage: Eukaryota; Viridiplantae; Streptophyta; Magnoliopsida; Cucurbitales; Cucurbitaceae
Product: axial regulator YABBY 5-like
Exons: 7
Coding region: 223-804 (193 amino acids)
Biological process (GO): cell fate commitment; multicellular organism development; abaxial cell fate specification
Cellular component (GO): nucleus
Source: RefSeq, a predicted model, not a curated record
AUUUAUUCUUGCAAAGGGCUUCUCUAUAUAUUAUUAACUUUUCUCAUUUGGGUUUCUCCAAAAUUGAAAAGACAAAGACAUCAGAGACCUUCUUCUUCUCUACUUUAUUAUUAUUUCUUCUUCUUCUUUCUCUCUUCACACUCUUCUUCUUCUUCCUUUCUCCUUCUCUUCACAGAAAAAGAAAAAAGGAGUGUUGUUUGUUUAAUUAAUUGGUUCGAAUCCAUGGCCACCACUUGCCUCGAUAUUGCACCUGAACAACUUUGCUACAUCCCUUGCAAUUUUUGCAAUAUUGUUCUUGCGGUGAGUGUUCCAUGCAGUAGUUUGUUUGACAUUGUGACAGUCCGAUGUGGGCACUGCACAAAUUUGUGGUCCGUUAAUAUGGCUGCUGCAUUUCACUCUCUUUCUUGGCAAGAUGUUCAGGUUCCAAGUUACAACUUAUACGGUUGUAAUGGAGCUGAUUUUCAAGGAGAUUUUGGAUCAUCAUCCAAAUGUAACAACAAUGUUAAUAAGAUGGAAAUUCGAGUACCCACUACAAUUCCAGCAGAGGAGAGGGUUGUGAAUCGACCUCCCGAGAAAAGGCAGAGAGUACCUUCUGCAUAUAAUCAGUUCAUAAAAGAGGAAAUCCAAAGGAUCAAAGCAAGUAAUCCUGAGAUUAGCCAUAGGGAAGCAUUCAGUACGGCAGCUAAAAACUGGGCACAUUUUCCUCGUAUUCACUUUGGUCUGAUGUUGGAAACCAACAAUCAAGUGAAGCUAGAUGAUGGUUCUGAGCGUUUAAUGCCAAGGGCUGCACUAUUAAACAAAUGAGAGACAGUUUGAUUAUGAAAGAAAGUUGCUGCCUUUUUUCCAUCUCUAAUUAGUUUUAUUACUUAAUUUCUACUGUCUUUCUUCUUCCUCUUUUUACUCCAUGAAAACAAAGGCUGAUGACUUGAAUUUGUUGUUUAAAUUCAAGAAGUGACAAUUAUUAUAAUAUCCAUCUUUGAGUUUGGGUUGCACUAUAUGAUCAUUUCCACUCUUGUUAUCAAAAAAUAUGAUUACUUGAUCCAAA